Messenger RNA from Calliphora vicina (urban bluebottle blowfly), 4514 nucleotides. It is a transcript of the gene Cdc27, whose product is annotated as cell division cycle protein 27. Gene Ontology annotation, molecular function: protein binding. The transcript is spliced from 4 exons. Gene Ontology annotation, biological process: protein ubiquitination; metaphase/anaphase transition of mitotic cell cycle; anaphase-promoting complex-dependent catabolic process. Bases 592 to 3441 code for a protein of 949 amino acids. Lineage: Eukaryota; Metazoa; Arthropoda; Insecta; Diptera; Calliphoridae. Gene Ontology annotation, cellular component: cytoplasm; anaphase-promoting complex. The record is from RefSeq and is a predicted model, not a curated record.
ACGAAGAAAAUAUUUUACUUUUUCUCAUCAAUUAGAGAUUUUUUCCAUUUUGCCUAAAUUUUAAAACAUAAAUUCUCUAAUUAAAUGCUUGCGUUUUUAUAAAAAACCAAGAAAAAUGCCUAAAACAAUUGUUAGUAAUUAAUAAGAAAUCAAAUUCGGUGUGAAAUAAUCAAGAAAAUUGAUCGAAAAAUUCGAUUAAUUAAAGGUGAAAUUUUUUCAAAGAGUGGCCUUAGUGCUCACUAAGGUAUCACAAAAAAAUUGUGUGUAGCAGGCAGCAGUAUAGCUUGUUUGUUAAUUUUGGUUAUUGUUGGUGGCGGUGGUGGUGGUCGUCAUCAUCAUCAGCAGCACAAGCAUUGCAAGUCUAUUUAAUAUUACGACCAAAAUACAAGAGACGUGCAUUGGCUUCGUACAUGUACAUGUGUGGGGUGUUAAAAAGUUUUUUAAUACAAUAAAAGUUUAAAUUGAAAUUAAAAAGGAUACGUUUGUUUGCAUAAGCAAAUAAACACUUACAACAAAGUAUAAAAAGACGUGAUAAGGGACGAAAAGUUCAUACAAACUAUUUGCAACAUUAACAAUAUUGUUUAAACAGAAAUGAUUCUACAAGAACCAGUACAGGCUGCCAUAUGGCAUUGUCUCAAUCACUAUGAUCACAAGGAUGCGGUAUUUCUGGCGGAGCGUUUAUGUUCCGAAGUGGAGACUGAUGAAACCAUCUUUAUCUUAGCCACCAGCUAUUAUCGUUCAAAUCUAAUACAUCAAACCUAUUGGCUGUUACGAGAGAAAUCUCGUCGUUCACCACAGUGUCGUUUCUUGCAGGCGAAAUGUGCCUACCAACUUAAGAAAUAUUCCGAGGCUGAAUGUGCCCUAACCAUCAAUGGUUUUGGUGAUAUGAAGAAUUGCUUUGACGACAUUGUCAAGGAAUUCGGCGAAGUUGCAUGUUUUGUACUGCAGUUGAUAGCACAAAUUUGUGUGAAGACGGAACGUAAUAAAAUUGCCACCAUGGCAUUGCGCAAGGCGUUAAAAUUAAAUCCCUUUAUGUGGCAAGCAUUUGCCGAUCUCUGUCAGUUGGGCGAAUAUCCCGAUGCAAAUAAUAUUUUUCAAAUUCCCAAUACCGAUAUAUUCAAUACAUGCCAAGGUAAUGUGAAUACAAAUUCGAUGAUACUGUUUGGUGGUGGCGGCUGCGCGGCAGGAAAUCUUGGCAGCCUAAACGAAAGCGGCUCUAUAAAUUAUUCAAAUUUUGGCACAACAAAUUCAAAUGCUUCUGUGGAUGGUGGUUUUAUUAGUCAAUUGAGUAAUAGUUCAAAUUAUAUACUCUCCACACCCAUAGAACAGCAAAUACAGCCGCCUUCCAAUAACAAUGGCCUGGGAGCGUUACAAGCAUUAACCACACCAAAUAAUAACAAUAACAAUUUAAAUAGUUCCAUAUCAAUGCUAAGGGGUACGAAUGUUGGACAGAGUGUGGGUAGCGGUGGCGUUGUUGGUCAAGGAGUGGGGCAGCAAAACACCAGUAUGAUGAUGUUGGACGACACUCCAGUGGGUUAUACAACCAAUUCCGAACAAACUAGCAUUACGGCACAAGGACAACAACAAUUUGAUGGUGGUGCUGGUACACCAUUUCGCAAACAAUUCAAAUAUCUGUCUGCAAUGUCACCCACAACACCCAGUUUCGGUGUACUGCCUAUAAACAGUCCGUGUGGUGGAGAUUCUUCAUUUUUGGGCAGUCUAGGUGCUGGUCACACACAAACUAAUCUCAAUGUUACGAAUUCCCCAUUGCCCCAAACACUGGCCGAAGUCAAUCAAGAACAAAAAGUAAUAGGAAAAAAGAUGAAGGGCCACGUUAGUUCCCUAAUAAAUCGCAAAGAAACAUCAACAAAUGCUGGCGGCGGCAGUAAACCGUCCGUGUUUACACAAACCGGUAAUAUAACACCACGUACACCCAACAAUAGUGGCAAUGUUUCAAAUGUUCCUAAUAUUCCUAAUGCUGCUGUGAGACGAAGUUCCCGUCUCUUUAGCCACAGUGCUUAUUCAGUCAAGGAAAACAACAAGUCGCCCAAUAUAUCAAAUAAGUUCGUUCAGCCUCGGUCACCGCCACGUAAAACUAAAACUCGUAUGGGCAAAAUCUGUCUAAACAAUGAACUCAUCGAAGACAAAUCGAAUGCCAAUCAAACAAAUGCCGACAAGGUUAGCGAAAAGAAUAUACGCAAAGAUAAGGAAAAAGUGGAAACAAUCACUUCGGCACAGACUGGCAUUAAUCGCUCAAACGAGGAUGCCAAAGUACAGCUGAACAACAGUUUAAAUAGUGCCCAAACUAUGACCCAUCACCUGCUCGCCCUCAAAAAACAAUCGGCCGAUGGUCUGAUGACCUUAAUGCGUGAUCUAGGCGAAGGCUUUAAGCAAUUAGCACAUUUUCAAUGUAAAGGCGCCAUCAAACACUUAGAGGCUACAAUACCAAAACAUCAUUUUUCUUCCAGUUGGGUGCAGUCAUUAAUCGGCAUGUGCCACUACGAACUGAGAGAAUACGAGAAUGCGGUGGCGAUAUUUAAACGUAUACAUGAACAAGAGCCCUAUCGUUUAGAUUAUAUGGAAAUAUAUUCCUCGUCUUUGUGGCACUUGCAAAAAGAGGUAAGUCUGUCGGCCUUGGCCCAGGAUCUGAUCAAUCAAGAUAAAACCUCACCCAUAACAUGGUGUGUAGCGGGCAAUUGUUUUUCACUGCAUAAAGAGCAUGAAACAGCUAUAAAGUUCUUUAAGCGGGCCGUACAAGUAGAUCCAGAAUUUGUAUAUAGUUACACGCUAUUGGGCCAUGAGCUCGUACUCACCGAAGAACUAGACCGAGCCAUGGACUAUUUCCGUUCGGCUGUUGUCAGAGAUCCACGCCACUACAAUGCCUGGUUUGGCAUCGGCACCAUCUACUCAAAACAGGAAAAAUACGAACUGGCCGAAUUGCACUACAUUAAGGCGCUGAAAAUCAAUCCUCAGAAUUCCGUUAUUCUUGUGCAUAUUGGUGCUAUGCAAUACUUUAUGCAAAAGAAAGAGCAAGCCCUGCAGACCCUUAAUACCGCCGCAACAUUAGAUCCUAAAAAUCCAUUGGCACGUUUCCAUCGUGGUUCGAUAUACUUCUCAUUGGGUAAACAUCAAGAGGCUUUGAAAGAACUUGAAGAGCUCAAGGAAAUUGUACCUAAGGAAUCGGUCGUGUUCUAUUUAAUAGGCAAAAUUCAUAAAACUUUAGGCAAUGUUGACUCGGCUCUCAUGCACUUUAGUUGGGCCACCGAUUUGGAUCCCAAGGGUGCCAACAAUCAAAUAAAAGAUGCCUUCGAUUCUAUGUCACAUCCCUGCUGUCCAACCUCAAUGAAUGAUCCAGGUCUAGAUGCUGACCUAGAACCCAUAUCCGAGCGAUCGGAUGAAUCAACACAAGCCCAAGAUGUCAACUACGAUAGUGACUUUUAAGCUACCACCUAUUUGUUUGUGUUUGUCCAUUAUUUCGACUGAUAUUAAAACGAAGGUGGUCCAAUUCUUAUCUUAAAUGGCAGUAGAGUGGUAGUAAAUUUAUAACAUUUUGUAAUAUUUUGUUUAUCUUCUUUAGUUUAUAUUGAUUUUUUACUUUUACAUUGCUCCAUAUACCUUUCUACCUACCUCCCUUUCUCCCUCUCUUUCUUCAAUUUAUGUUUGUAAAGCUGCAAGCUACAUAAUGUUAUUUGUAAACAUACAACAUUUGGAGUUACAUACAUACGUUGUUUUUAUUUUAUUAUUAUUUUUUCAAAUGCUUUAGGGGCGUGUGUGUUUUUGUGUGUGAGUGAGUGUAUGUGGUAAAUCAUUAAAAUAAAAUAGCUGGAAGAAAAACUUAAUAAAAACCACCGAUUUUUUAUAUUGUUUAUUAAAAAAAAUAAAAUUUAUUUUUAUUUUUUCUUUUGUAAUCUUUUUAAUAAAUAAAUUGCUAUCAUAACAAUAUUAAAUUGCAAAGGAAACGGCAAACUUUUACUUGAGAUCGGUAGAUUUUUUAAAAUUUAAUUUCGUUAAUAACAGUCAUCACAGGCAUGUAACUCCAUCAUCAUAAUUAUUAUUUAAUUUUAAUUUAUUUCUCUAAAAAGAAAACAUUAAUGUUACUAUGUUAAACAUCAAUUAAUAAAAAAAAAACUAGAAUCAUUGAAACAAAAUGAAUUUACCUUCUCUGCUUGUUGUUCUCUCUCCUCUCUAAAUAUUACAAAUAAAAUCAUCAAAUACAGAAUGCAGCCAAAACACUUUAAUGUUAAGGACUGUUUAUAAAAACAAAACCAACCAACAAUAACAAAACAUAAAUACAUAAUUUAAGCUUAAAUGGACAUUUUUUAAUUUUAAUUUGCAAAUAAUACACAACAAAAUAAGCAUAAACAUAAAAUACAAUUUGAAUUAGUAGUACGUAUAACUUUAAAAUUAAUGAAUGAUAAAAGAAGAAACAAACAAAAAAGAAAUAAUUAUUAUUAUUAGUAAUAUAAAUGCAAAACCUGAUGUUUUAUUUAAUAAAAAGAAAAUAUGUUUUGAAA